This is a messenger RNA of Prunus avium (sweet cherry), 849 nucleotides long. RefSeq lists its product as uncharacterized. Lineage: Eukaryota; Viridiplantae; Streptophyta; Magnoliopsida; Rosales; Rosaceae. The record is from RefSeq and is a predicted model, not a curated record.
AUGCAUCUUUAUUCCAUUCAAAAGCCCUGUGUGGUCAAGAAGUAUUUGGAGGAGGUGAAAGCAGGCGGCAUCAUCAUAAAGUCGGAUGCAUUGCUUCCAAAUGAUAUCAUAAGAUAUGUAAAAGAUAAGGAUAUUGGGGAAACAGCUGAGAUUCAGUGGAAGGCAAUGAUGGAGAACAUAUACCAGGGGGAGGAGAACAAAUUUAAGAACUGCUUGGCAGUGUGUAACAUCACCUACGCCAUGAGCGCAGCACCAGUCGCAGAAUUGGCGGCAAGUUUGGGAAUUUUGGUGUCUGAAUUGAGUGAAGAGCCAGCAUGGAAAGGAAAGGUGAUCACUCUGGGUCCAUUGCCUGAUAAGCUGCCGCUGCUGCAUUCGAUACAAGGCAGUGAUCUCAAGUCCAGGUACGACUUUGUGAUCAGCACAUGCAGCAACAGGUACCGCGAGGGUGUUGAUUUUGAUCAGGUGUGUGAUUUGAUUCUGGAAGUGGCUGUGAAUAAUAACUUGAAGGCGGAGCAGAUGAUCAAGAAGGUGUUUGUAAUCACCGACUCCGUAAGAUUUGGUGGUUGCAGCACAUCCUGGAAGACUCUGUAUGAGGCAAAACGCAGCAAGUUUAAGGAGCAAGGUUACGGGGAUGAUGCGAUGCCACACAUUUUGUUUUGGAAUAUUUGGGACAUAGCGGGGUUUAUGCAUUAUGUAGAAGAACCUCAUCCAGGAGUGACCCUCCUGAUGGGAAGCUCGAAGACAUUGAUCAAGUCCUUCUUGGAUAAUGGUGGGGAAAUUGGCCGGCAUCAGCUCCUGGAAGCAGCCAUUGCCAACAAAGAGUAUCAAACUCUCUGUGUGGUCGACUGA